This is a messenger RNA of Ipomoea nil (Japanese morning glory), 471 nucleotides long. Its product is annotated as putative glycine-rich cell wall structural protein 1. The transcript has a single exon. The record is from RefSeq and is a predicted model, not a curated record. The coding region runs from base 1 to 471 and encodes 156 amino acids. NCBI's taxonomy places the organism in Eukaryota, Viridiplantae, Streptophyta, Magnoliopsida, Solanales, Convolvulaceae.
AUGAAACCCAGUUCUCUUCUGCAUUUCUCUCUGCUCCUACUUUUCCUUGUCUUCAUCUCCGGCGACCCUUCUUUGGCCCUCAACGCCGGCGGGUUCAGCGGCGGACGGAAGAUGAAUGCACGGGAAACGUUGUCGUCUUCCUCGGGGGAGCCUACGGGGAAUGCGCCGACGAGUGGUAGCGGCUCGGCCCACGGCCCGAACUGGGACUAUAGUUGGGGGUGGGGCUCGAGCCCGGGCUCGGGGUACGGAUACGGGUCGGGCUCUGGAAGAUCUCCUAAUGGGUUUGGGAGGGGAUGGGGGUUCGGAUCGGGUUCGGGUAGCGGGUCUGGGUCAGGCUACGGGUAUGGUUCGGGAAGCGGUGGCGCUCAUGGAGGUGGGUAUGGAGCCGGGAGCGGCGGCGGCGGUAAUGGAGGCGGUUCCGGAGGUGGCGCGGGUGGGUCCUCCGGCGGCAACGGUGGACGUUCACCGUGA